Messenger RNA from Ostrinia furnacalis (Asian corn borer), 6529 nucleotides. It is a transcript of the gene Pur-alpha, whose product is annotated as Purine-rich binding protein-alpha. The record is from RefSeq and is a predicted model, not a curated record. Gene Ontology annotation, molecular function: RNA polymerase II transcription regulatory region sequence-specific DNA binding; purine-rich negative regulatory element binding; DNA-binding transcription factor activity, RNA polymerase II-specific. Gene Ontology annotation, biological process: regulation of transcription by RNA polymerase II. Bases 301 to 1185 code for a protein of 294 amino acids. Lineage: Eukaryota; Metazoa; Arthropoda; Insecta; Lepidoptera; Crambidae. The transcript is spliced from 9 exons. Gene Ontology annotation, cellular component: nucleus.
CAAAAUGGCGAAGCGGACUCCGCUAUAUCUCAGACAGUGAGGCCUCCGAGGGGACCUCUCACGGGCCGAGCCUCCGGAGAGCGGGCGGCGGCGCGACAGCCCGCCCGGGACCGGCUGCGACCGACCGCCGGCGGAGGUUGACGACCUAUCGAUUUUUUUGUCUGCGACCUCUCGUCGGCGGGCGGGCCGUUGUCGGCGGCCGGGGCAGCGGGAGCGCUGCUGGCCUGCUGCGGAGGUGAGCCGGCGCCAGCGCGGACAGUCGUCAGCCGCGGCGCCGCGCGCGUCAGCUGAGCGCUCGCGAUGGCAGAAUAUCAUGGUCAAGGAAUGGACGCGGGCGGGAACAAUUUUGACUCCGGUCAACAGCAGCAGGAGCAGGAGCUGGCGACCAAGAUGCUGCAGAUCCAGUCCAAGCGCUUCUACCUGGACGUGAAGCAGAACCGCCGGGGGCGCUUCAUCAAGGUUGCAGAGAUCGGCGCGGACGGGCGCCGCAGCCAGAUCUUUCUGGCGAUGUCGACGGCGGCGGAGUUCCGCGACCACCUGUCCAGCUUCAGCGACUUCUACUCCUCGCUGGGCCCGCCCAACCCUGACAACGUGCCUGACGAUGGCAAGCUCAAGUCCGAGAUGAUGCUCAAAGACAACCGGCGGUACUACCUUGACCUGAAGGAGAACUCGCGCGGGCGCUUCCUUCGUGUCUCGCAGACCAUCACGCGCGGCGGCCCGCGCUCGCAGGUCGCGCUGCCGGCGCAGGGCAUGAUCGAGUUCCGCGACGCGCUCACCGACCUGCUGGACGACUUCGGCACCGACGACGGCGGCUUCAAGGGCGAGCUGCCUGAGGGCCGGCACCUGCGCGUGGACAACAAAAACUUCUACUUCGACAUCGGCCAGAACAACCGCGGCAUCUACAUGAAAGUCAGCGAGGUGGUACCAUCGUUACAAGUGAAAAGCAACUUCCGCACAGCGAUCACGGUGCCCGAGAAGUGCUGGACGCGCUUCCGCGACAUCCUGGCCGACUACUGCGACAAGAUGUGCCGCGCGCACCACCAGGCGCAGGACCCGCAGAUGGUGGGCCCCGGCGGCGGCGGCGGGCCGGGCGGCGCGGGCGGCAGCGUGCGCCAGACCACCGCGCAGACCACGCCCGUAUUCGAUGUAGACACAUUACCAGGAAACGCGCCGAACCGGAUUUGAUGCGAGGAUUUGAGCGCCUACUACUGAACUGCCGACUAUCGCGACACCGACAGCCCGCCACCGAACCAGACCCGCCGCUCGCCGGCGCCGGGCGCCGCGCCGGGCCCACGCCGCACCCGCCGGGCCCGCGCCGGACCCGCCGGGCCCGCGCCGGACCCCGCCGGGCCCAAGCGGACGCGCGCCGCCCGACGCCACUGACGAUGCGUUCGUCUUAUCUGUAUAUAGUAUUUUAUAUACGUAUGUUCGGGGCGCCGAGUCACAAGUGGCCGUACCACUAUCGCGCGGUACGACAACUUUUACUACUGUUAACGUCAUGGAAUUAACUGAUGCUGCGUAAAUUUUGGCCGCGUUACGAUGUAACGCAAACAUUAGGAAUACAAAAGACAAAUUUUUGGACUCGGACGUUUCGGUAGUAAGAGUUGGUGUUGAUUGUUGUAUCGUAUUAAAGUACCGCCAGUUGUGCUCGGACGCCCGAUAUAGUAGUUAUAUGUAUGUAUGCCGUUGACGUCACAGCGACUCCGGUAGAUGUAAGGAUGUGAUAAAAUAUUUGAGCUUUAUGGUUUAUUUGUAAUAGUUCACGCGCGCCUGCGCACUUUGAGUGCCUCGCCGCGCCCGCGCGUGUCCCUUUGUCUGACCCACACUACUUUCGGAGAUUCGUAAAACAUAAAAGCAUAGAUUUCUCCACUUGAUAGACAAGUUGGUGGUUGUUAGCAUACACUUGGUGUGUGAAGGACAGGCGGCGGGCGCGGGCGAACGUCGGGUCUGCGUCAGAGACGCCACAAGCUUUGAGUCAAAUCUUCAAAUUCACAUGUACGUGGCCUUUUAAUCUAAUUACUUGUGUGACGGCUGCGGCCGGUCGUUUUUUCUGAAACUAACAUUAGGUUUUAUUUUUUAAAUUAUCAUUUUAUCUUUUACUCUUACCAUUUUUUAUACGUGUAAAUAGUUGGCACUCGGCACACGAAAACGGGAUUAUGAAAUGUAUCGAUUGAUUUAUCAGAGGGUCGGAAGUUUAAUUCCGAUCGAAGUCAUUUUAUUUUUGUUAAGUUGUACCAUAUUCAGUGAGUCAGGCGAUGCAUCGCGACCGGGCGAACGGAUUGGCUAUUAACGCUUUAAACUAAGUAAUCGCAUCUCUGACGUCUUUAAUUAACAACAUAAUAAAAUUGAAAAAAAAAAAACUGUUAAUUGUAAAAUGCCACUUAUCUAGUUUGUAGGUGUAUGUGUUUUUUUAACAUGGAAUAUUUAAAUAUAGUUUUUCGUCUAUACUAAGAAGCAUACGGCAGGCACGGAGUAUGCGGGGAGUCGUCUCGCACGAAGCGUGACGUCGGGUGACGUUGGAAUCGGGACCUUCGGUCGAAGGUCAUGAGUCGGCAUUUCAGUGGCGAGACGGUUCCCGGGGGACUGGCACCGGGUGUUUACAGGGCGGGUGGGGCGCGGGGCCCGGGCCGGGGCGUGCGGGCGCGGGCCCGGCUGGGCGCCGGCGGGCCCGGGCCCCGCGCCGGCCACCUCGAAUCAUUAGGUAAGUGCCACACUGCUGUGAUAUUCUCGUAGAUCCAGGCGAUUUAUAAUUACCGCAACGCCGCGGUCACGAUUGGCUAUCAAAAUUGGGAAUGACCGUUUUAGGAUAUUUUUCGGAUUUAUACUUUUGAUGUUGAACGUCAACUGUCAAUUUUUUUGAGUGAAACUCGAAGUUUUUAGGGAAACGAAUUGGUGGGGGUCAAAAUUGUUUGCCAAAUUAUUGGAAUCGGGAGACUAGUGUGUAUACGUAUUUGAAAACAGCGGGCAGUGGCCGGCUCGGCGCAUCUUGUAUUUGAUAUAAGAUGAAACACUGUUAAAUUAAGCAAACUCAUGUUUUUCUUGGAUAUUAAACUCUGUUUUUAAAAAAUAAAUUAAUGAUCUUUGACACUGAAAUGUACGUCAGGCCGCCAUUGUCCGCUACAAAUCCGCCUGAGGGGUAGGAGAGGGGAGGGAGGGGUCUCCGCGGAAGUGUGGUUUGUAAGCACCCUGUGUUGUGGUCGGGGACGAUCGCUUUUGGAAUCUACGGCAGCGCAGUAUAUUUCUAAUCUCUUCUAUAGUUUGGUGAUCGGUAUAUUUUGAUAGUUUUAAAUACUCGGAUUUUAUAUUCAAUCGGUGGUCACCGCCUCUCGCUUUCUACCCGCGUAGAAUAAAACGGAUGCAUGCCCGGGAAACAUACGCAGGAUUGAGUGAUCUCGAGUCAUCGAUUGAUAUAAGGCUAUCCCGUUUUUGCUACACGCGAGUAGAAGGAGACGGACCGGCUGUCAACUGAAAUCCGUUGAAUAUAAAAAUCAGUCAUUUUAGUAAUCGUUUGAAAGUGAACGUUACAGCAUAAUAAUAAAGUGCAUAUUCCAAGAGUGAGUCCCUCACGUGCUUGCGCGGGCCCUCACGUGCCUUCGACUUUAUUGAUGUAUUUAAGCAUUUUUGUUUUUACUAUUAUUACGGUUACGAGCGUAACUACAUCACCCCUGAGUUUUCACCCUUUAUUGGUAGCUUUAAACGCGCUGUCGACGUCGCAUCGAUCGCGGACGGAAAAACCUUUACGACGUAACGUGCUUUUUAAGAAAAAAACAAAAAAAUCGUAAAAAGUCGAAAUAAAAAUAGUACAUAAAAAGUUGUUACAGAUAACCGAGCGCGUUAAGUUUUGUAAACGUUUUUUUUUUUAUUGUAUCCUGUAAUGAUUAUGUAGGAGCGUUUCGGACGCGUAGUAUAUAUUUUUUGUAUUAGUUUUACGAUAGUUUCGAAUCGUCCCUCGGGCUUCGCUUCGUUCGAUACAGUAUUGUAUGGUGCACAGCGUCGCGGAUGUAUCAUAUAACUUGUUUUUGUUCCUAGUUGUACUCAAGCUUUCCAUGUUACGCCAGAAACCAACACUGCAAUGUAUUCAAAUCAACCGUCGCCUGGUUCCUCUGAGCAUAAUACUGUCGCAGGUUUGUGGCGUAAUACUCGAAGGCGUUAGUCGCUGUGCUUAUCUCUAAGUCAGGUUGUACGUUCCACGUGCAAUAGAUACCGCUUCGCCGAACCGAUUAUACCUACUGUUAAUGUUUAACUUCGAUCGUACAUCGUUCGCGAGCAGUCGCACGACUGGAGGCAGCGGGACGAUUACGCGAUCCGUAUGUAACCUUCCGUGCGCAGUCAGUCGUGCGGACUACUGCGACUUGCAAUAAAUUGAUUGUGAACGAUGACCUGCAGAUGCCAUCUAAGUAGAAAGAGAGUUGUUUGAGUGACAGAGACGGCACUAAAAUCUAUUUCACUCAUAUAGUGCCCUCCCCGUCACGCAUGUUUUCGACUCGACAGAUUGCUGAACACUGCAGUUAUCGUAAUUUAAAACAGAAAUUGUAAAAUAGCGUAUUUUUCACCCUUACGAAUCAUAGAAAUAGUUAGAUCCAUUCGAUUGCAACCUCCGGGCUCGUACCCGGGGUGCACUCAAUGUGGUAUUUGUGUAGGUUAAUUUACAGUACAUUUUCCUCUGACCAUUUCUUAGAGUGGCAUAAGUUGGUGACGUCCGAUUUAAGUGUUACAUAUAGAAAAAAAAAGAUAAAUAACUAUAUAAAAACACUUCUGCAGCGUGGAAUGAAAACCUUGGAGCUUUAAAGAGUGAUUCAUCGAAGAUACCACUUAUUCGAUUUCUCGAAAUUGUAACUCGGUAUAAUGCAUGCACGGCAUUAUCAUAACUCCUCAAUCAAAAAGGUCUGAAUGGAUUUACAACGGAACAGCAUUAGCAAUUUUGACAAACGAAUGAUUCGUGUGUUCGAUACGAUCGACGAUAGAUCCUCCAGUGUUUUUGAGUUGUGCUGUACGUUAAAAUAGUAAUAUUAUGUAAGGGGGCGGCGGUCGUUAGGCCGGGCGGCGGCGCGCGCGCACGAGUGCCGAGUUGGCUCGCGGGGAGGCGGUCGCACUGCUGCGUACUGGGUGGUACAUAAAAAAAUCUUCCAAUACACAAAAGAACGCAUCAUUACAGGCAUCGUAAAUCUGAAUCUACCUUAACAAUAGGUACUAUCGACAACAGUGUUAACUGCCCAUUGCCGGUCAUGUCGUCUCGUUCUAUCGCAAAGAAUCACCAUUGAUGAGAGCGAGAGCAAAAACGGAAAUGGAUAGUUAACACUGUGGCCGUGUGUACAUUUUUAGUUCAUUUUAAGAACUCGUUCUUUAUCAAGGUAUAUUCUCUUAAUAGAAAAAAAUAGCAGUCGGACAUGGUGUGUGCCACCCCGUACCUCAUAGCCUAGUCCCCAGCACGGUGCCUCCCCGCGACGUGGCUUAAUUUUAACAACUUUAUGGUACAAAAACGUAAUUUUAGUUCCAUAGACGGUUAAGACUACAGAGUUUAUAUCUAGAGAUUAUUAAAGUAUAUCCUCCGGCUGGUUCAGCCAGCCUAGCAACAGUCAAUAAAAUAAAAUAAUGCUAUAUGAUAAAGAUAUAUUAAUAUUAAAUAGUGUCUAUUCUUCGAGAAGCUAGUAAUCGCGUGGGUUUAAGUCGGCAAUAGUUUGUAGUGCACGAUUUGCUAAGAGAUUUUUCAUUUCCUCGAGAUCUCCGUUGGGUCGGGCCGGCAAUUAUGUUUUCCCAUCACCCUUGACUUAUCCAUGACCUCCUUCUUAAGUCCCUAUGCCUAUUGGCAACAUUUAUUCAAAAACAAUAAUGAAGUCCUUUUUCAACAGUCUAGUUCUAUCAGAAAGACUGGAUAUUCCCAACCCAUUGACCUUUAUGUUCUUUUUCCUGCCCUUCUGAACAUAAAAAAUCUCCUUUGAUCCCUUCAAUUAUUAUUUGUAUCUAUACUUAGAUUUAUAAUUCACGUCAUUAAUUUGGCAAUCCUCGUGCGAUAAUGCUAUACGCGUAUAAGCGUAGAUCUUCGGUCAAUUCCAGUCGAUUGAUAACAUUAUUAUGUAUCCUUGUUUCACGGUUUCUAUGUAUGCCACUUUUCGAGAAAUUACUGACGCGAAUUAAAGUCUAAGUACUUUUGUAUGUGCAACCCCCACGAAGUUUUAGUGACAAAUAGCACGAUGAGAAACGAUAGCCAAUGUGUAAUAGAAAUCGCCAGAUGUACUCUUUACGAUUUCUAUCGCCUAUUGAUUUGAGUUUUAAUCUGCUGGUCUUCAGACUUCGGCGGGGCUGUAUCAGACAAUGUAGUGCGUCAGGUCCCGCCGGCCCAAGUCUCGUGCCGCCGGAGCGGUGCCGCCGAGUGCUGCCCUGUGAUAGCGCGCCCACCGCCGUCGCCCGCACGUCUCUCUCACGCUUCACGCUUAUUCAUCUUAGUUAAGGUUUAUUCAGAGUAAAUACAAAUGAGUAGGUCAUCUUCAUAGAAACGCACCGAGCGCGGUUUAUAUGUGAGCUCGCCAAU